Molecule: messenger RNA, 1765 nt
Organism: Lymnaea stagnalis (great pond snail)
Lineage: Eukaryota; Metazoa; Mollusca; Gastropoda; Lymnaeidae
Source: the annotation of a GenBank genome assembly
UGUUUUCCUCCAUCCAGAACUUAAGAUUGUUUUCCUCCAUCCAGAACUUAAGAUUGUUUUCCUCCAUCCAGAACUUAAGAUUGUUUUCCCCAUUCCAAAAAAUUAGAUUGUUUUCCCUCAUCGCAAAAGAUUGUCCCCCCCCCCCCUCCCACAAUUGUUAAAGAAUCAAAGACUUAUCCCAAAAACUGAGAUUUUUUUCCCCAUCUCCAGAACUUAAGAUUGUUUUCCUCCAUCCCGAACUUUAGGUUGUUUUCCUCCCUCCGGUAUUUAAAAUUUUUUUCCUCCAUCCAGAACUUAAGAUUGUUUUCCCCAUUCCAAAAAAUUAGAUUGUUUUCCCUCAUCGCAAAAGAUUGUCCCCCCCCCCCUCCAAGAACUUCGAUUGCUUCCCCCACUCCAAAACCUUACAUUGUUUUUCCCCCAUCACAAGAACUUAACAUUGUCCUCAAUUCAAACUAUAGAUUUUUAGGUUGCCUAAAGAGCCCCAAGCUUGCAGACAUGGACUGUUUAUCAUAUCAAAGUCCUACCUGGGAGGAAGAGAUGGCGAGGAUAUGGGGGGGGGAUCUCUUGUCCUACCGAGUCAUGAUGUAAAUUGUCAGCAACGUUAAAAAACGUUACAUGGAAUUACCUUAAACAUGCACAGCCAUGUUCAGAAUGAUUUGGUCUAUAUACACACAAAAAUGAUUAAAUAUACAAUUAUAAGGAGGAAAAAAAUGAAAUGGUCAUGUAAUUAAAUGUUCAUUAUUCAUUCUAAAAUCAAAAUUUCGCACCUUAAGAUUAACAUUGCAAUUGUAUGUAGUUAUGUAUGCGUGGGUGUACUUUGGUGUUGCACCUCGGCUAAUAAAACAUAAGGUAAUUUCUCUAUGUCAGGCAUGCACAACAUAUGGCCCGUGGGCCGCAUGUGGUCCGCCAGCCCCAACUUUGCGGCCCGCGAAGUAACGAAAUAUUCAUUAUUAUAAAUUAUUUUCUUAAUAGCUUCCCACCUCCCCUCGGAUCCUAUUUUCUUUCGGCCCGCACAAGAUUUUCAUAAAGUAUUACAUUUUGAGUCGUGGAGGCCUGCUCUUAGUAAUCCCGAGACUACGGCCCACGGGCCAAAUCCGGCUCGCCAGGGGCCCUUAACCCGAGCCUCUUGGUCGCUGUAGUGUUAAACGAGUAGCACUGGACAGUGACUAAUAUUGAACUAGAAAUUGACCAUCUCAUUACAUAAAAGCAGUCCCAAAUUUUCCUUUUAGAUACUAGUAUGUUUAUGUUGAACACACAUGUUCGUCAUUUUAAAUGUUAUUUAAAACUCACUACAUAUAACAUAUGUACAGUGAGCAUAGGAAUUUGUUAAAUAAAAAAAUUAAAGAAACAAAAAAAACCACAAUUUUCCGGCCCCUAACUGUGUAUGGGGGGACAGUGAACUGGUCCCUUAUUACAAAAUUUGAGAACCCCUCCUCAUAGUGAUAGAUUCUUUACACAUAGUAGUGACAUAAAAACAUCUGGUAAAGGUCGAGGUCGCGAUCACUGUCUUCAGCAAUGACUGAUCUUUAGAGAGAACCGAAUUACUCAAUAAAUAGUGCGCAAUUUUAUAGAACAGUUCUAAUUCAUGACUUUUCGGUGAUCGGUAGGACAAUCAACUCUACCUUAAAUUAUGGUAAUUUGGUAAUUGCAAACACAAAUUUACAUACAACAUAAUUUGACUUACACAGUAGCAAGUGCAUUUUAAAAAAAAACAACACAGUUUGUACAUGCACAAAAAUGACACCAAUCAUGUUAAGUUAUAGCU